This is a messenger RNA of Ceratosolen solmsi marchali, 659 nucleotides long. RefSeq lists its product as uncharacterized. The record is from RefSeq and is a predicted model, not a curated record. The coding region runs from base 16 to 441 and encodes 141 amino acids. The transcript is spliced from 2 exons. NCBI's taxonomy places the organism in Eukaryota, Metazoa, Arthropoda, Insecta, Hymenoptera, Agaonidae.
AAGGAUUAUUAUUGAAUGGACAAUCAGGUAACACAAGAUCCAUGGCAGAAUCAGGGCUGGCAAGAUCCAUGGCAACAGAAUAAAAAUGCCUGGAAUCCUUGGCAACAGAAUAGUAAUGCUUGGAAUCCUUGGCAACAAAAUAAUAAUGCCUGGAAUCCUUGGCAAAGCACACAGAAGAGCGUAAUCAAGAGUGAUUGGAAUCCAUGGCAACAACCGACUCAAAUUCAUCAUCAUGAGCCUGAAGUUCAUCAUGUAAUCCAGGUGCCGCAGCCACACCCAAUCCCGGCGAUUCACCCCAAGCCUCUGCAUUUGAAGGUUCACAGUGAAUCUGUGAAGCUCCACUACGAUCACCCUAAGAUCCCCCACCCACAUCUUAUCGGCUACGAAGUGUACCAUGAGCCCAAAGCUGAGAUCAAGCCUGCUCACGGAUCCUCCUGGUAAAUCAUAUCACCCGUAAUGACGCAAAAAUUCAACCACCCCAUCCAUCAACCAAGCAGCCCUGGAGGAUCAACGAAUCAUCCACCAACCAACUUCUAAGGAAUAGCAUCUCCAGAAAUCAACUUAAGCCGACAUAUAGUUAUCACUAACUCGAAUCACUUGAUUCUCCAUGGCUAUUGAAAUUCUACCAAGAAACAUAAAUGAAAAUUCAAAAUAAAAAC